UCGCGAGGAGGAGCACAGCUGAUGCUAAAGACCAGAGAGCCAGCGAGGCGCACAGCCGGCAAGUUUCUGUUCGCUCCGCUCUGGGAAGAAAUCUAUAUUCUGGGCACCCGUUUAACGGCGGAGAAUGGCUUUCUCGGGAUUGUCUUGUCUUUUUAUCUUAGGAGUGUUGUUCCCAGGGGCAUCGCGGGGGCUGGAUAUCACCUCCACCGGGGGGGCGACCCUCGAGCAAGCCAGCGGCUCCGCGGCGACGCUGGAGUGCAAUUUCACCUUGGACCCCACGGACACCGGGCCCCUGGACAUCGAGUGGAGCUUGCUGGCCUCCGACAACCAGAAAGAGGACAAAGUGAUUAUCCUGUACUCGGGGGACAGGGUUUACAGUGAUUAUUACCAGCCUCUUAAGAAUCGCGUCCACUUUGUGUCUGCGGACCCCAAGACCGGAGAUGCCUCCAUACAGCUCACCGGGCUGCAGUCCUCCGACACUGGCACGUACCAGUGCAAAGUCAAGAAGGCCCCAGGAAUCAAGAGCAGGAAGAUCCUCCUCACAGUCAUGGUGAAGCCAUCCAAGCCGCGGUGCUAUAUCGAGGGCUCGCCCCAGGAGGGGAAGGACGUCACCCUGAAGUGCACGUCGGCGGAGGGCACCAAGCCCCUGCAGUACAACUGGGAGAGGACCAACGAGAACAAGCUGCUGCCCGCCAACGCCGUGCUAGACCGCGUGGGCGGGACCAUGAGCGUGAAGAACGUGUCGGCCAGCGUCUCGGGGACCUACCGCUGUCUCGCGGAGAACCGGGUGGGCAAGGACGACUGCUUCGUCCACCUCAAAGUCGUGCCUCCCCCCAACACCGCCGGCAUCAUCGCGGGGGCGGUGAUAGGAGUCCUCCUGGCGCUCAUCCUCAUCGCCAUCAUCCUCUUCUGCUGCUGCCGCGCGCGAGGCAAGAAGAAGUACGAGAAGGAGACCUCCUAUGAGAUCAGGGAAGACGUGCCCCCUCCCAAGAGCCGCGCCUCCACCGCGCGCAGCUUCACCGCCAUGAGCAGCCAGCGCUCCUCCCUGGGCUCCAUGUCGCCCUCGAACCUGCACGAGUACGCCCUCAAGGGGCAGUACGACCAGAUCCCCACCGAGGAGUACGAGCGGCCGCCCAGCCACGUGCCCAUGCCGCCCCCGGCCAAGGUAGCUGCGCCCAACCUGAGCCGCAUGGGCGCCGUGGCCGUCAUGGUCCCGGCGCAGACCAGGGACGGCUCCAUCGUGUAGCAACCCGCGGGGCGGCCGCGCACCCGGAACCCGCGGCCGGGCGGGUCGGAUGCGGCUAUGCGCGCGCCGGCGCUUCCGAACGCGUCUCAAUACUCUUCACACCAAACGUGUUACCUCCGGAGAAAAGACAACGAUUUGGCUGAAUUUAUGAAAGACUUACAUGCCAUUCGUGCAAUUCUGAACAUCUGGCCGAGCUUUUCUUUUCUGCAAGCAUUUGUCUGUAUAUAAUCACAUGUGAACGGACACGGACAGGAGUGCUUGGACUUAAUCGGGCGCCUGAUCGUCUUAACUCCUCCCCACAUUUUCCACACACCAGUGCACACAAACUCCUUACCUUUUUCAUGAGCUCUUGUUUUGUGAGCAUACCAACAUAUGACGGGUUUUCAUGUUUAACCCAGCUGUUUUUAAAGCCUUCUUUAUGAUCACCCAAUAAGAACGGAGCUUUUUACAAGGGUGCCAGUAGUUUCACUGGAAAUGUUAUAAAUAACUAUAAACUCAAAGUAAGAAGAGAACAUUUUAUCGUCUGUAAUCAAAUGCAGAAUGUUUUUUUUUUAUUUUAUUAAGGCUGCUUCUGUCUUGAAGGUAAUGGGGAAUCUGUCUUGUGUCGUGUUUUAAAAUAUUUAAUUCCACUGACAUAAGGAAGCAUGAUGUGUUGAAGUUCCAAGCUGUAGGAAUGACCACUCACUGGAAAGCAGCCGGAACUUAAUGUUUGCGGUCACAUGAAGUAGGUCUCCGACGACCACAAGUGAAGGCAUUAGGGUUCGUGGGGAGCGGCUGGGCUUCACUCGCUUCACUAACGCUCUGCUUUAAAGACGUUUCUCGUUUUUCUUUGUUUUUUUUUUUACUCGGCCAUUUGUGUUGCCUCUGUCAGGGGCGUGUGCCUCUGCCUCUGCCUCUGCUGUCUUGAGCUGGUUAUUUGUGCUGAACAGGCAGCAGGUGUCUUGACUUUGAACUUGGCCAAUAACCUUUAACAACCACUUCGGGCAGCAGCGGAGGGGUGAAUGUGGUAAAAGGCAGUUCGGCUGAGCUGAAGGGUCCAGGGUUCACUGGGGUUUCUGGCACUUUUGCCGAUGGAAAGGAUGACUCUACUUGUACCCAGAGAGCUGUGGGAGAACAACCACCAUGAAGGGGGGUGUACAGAGCCGUUAUAGUGGUGGUGGGGUCCAUCUCUGCCAUGGAACAUUUCAGCCAAGCAGGACCUCUUUCAUAAAAUAUAUCCCCAAGACAAGGAAGCAAAUCUAGCUAUUUAAACUGUCCAUGCAUCUCUUGUCUUUUACACAAGAUGUAAGGGAAACGGAAUCCUACGUAACGCUAUACAUACAAUUUAAAAACAUUCAUGACUACGUGGAUGUUUUAAUGUUUUUCCUUUGAGGGCCUAAUCUUUCUGAAUGAAAGCGAUCUCCCUCCCUAGAGAGGCUUCCCUACUCAAAAUUGUUUGAUAGACAUCCCGUUAGCCAAGAAAUGUGGCAGGGCAUGUUACUUUUUAACAUUCAGGAUAACUGAAUGGGUAUUAAUUGAUAUGGCGUCUACUGUAGGAGUCAUGGACUGGUCUUCAUAAAGUCGACUUGAGUCCUUAUUAUUUCUAAAUAGGUAUUGGAGCCCCCUCGCCCUUAGUCUCAUCACAGCAAAUGUUUUAUUUUCUAUUUCUUUUCACUUUGAUGUGUACACUGAGCUCUGAAUCAGCACCUCCACUGCACUCUUUGACAGCAAUUUAUAUUCUGUGUCAUAUCAACAGCCAUUCUGGAGUGUACAGAGUCCACAGUCAGAUACAGUAAAAUGGCGCAAUGACAGUGGUCAUCCCAGCGCUACCUGUGCCUUGGUUAUGUGCUUUCCUGUGUGGUACACGGAGAUGAUUCAGCAAUAGCUUCAGUGCCUACUCUUUCCCAGGUCCUCUCUGGCACAUACAGGGGUAUUUAGCCCAUGACAGAUGCCUUUGAAACUGACCAAAACACAAGUGCUGCUCUUCUGACCUGUUCUCUUCUGGUGUUCUGCUUUUUCACACUGGGGAUGUGGUGGCACUGGGCCAACUGGCUGAAACUGUUGGGCUUGACACUGUAACUGCUGCCCACCCCUUUAACUACCUGACUGAAAAUCUCUUUUCUCAAGUCUCUCCCUUUUGAUACAUUAGAAGCCUUUGUUUUCCCCAGUUUUGUACAUAGCUACAAAUGUCAAGCUCUGUUCUUCUGUUGAUUGAUUUGAUUUUUGCAUGCUAUUAAAUUUCCCAUUUGUUAUUGACUGCAAACACAUUUUCUGAUAUUUUUUUUUUGUAAAUGUGUCUGAAAAAUGUGUAUAUUAUUGGUUUAAAGUUGCUCCACAACUGAAUGGUUUUGUGACCAGAUCAGCAAUAAAUUUUAUAAUGUGAAUAGUGUUUGCAAUGCUGUGUUCAGAAGAUUUUUAAAAAUCUUUUUCGGAUAAUUAUUUUUUAACAUUAGAAAAAGGAGGGAAGUCACUGACAUUUAUUGGUUGAAUUCUGCAGUCUGUUCCAGACCAAUAUAAACUGCUGUACAGGGUUUUUUCCAGAUUGCAUGAAAUUGAUAUUCAUGUCUGUGAUUUGAGACCUCUGCUGCCUGUGAUUGUGGAUUUUGCAGUUAGAAUGCCCUUGGGUGGCUUACUGGAUCCUUGUGAGAAGUAUCCAUAAGUUAAAUUAGGGCUAACCCUAAACUAAGGGCUCCACAGCUGGUUUGACGUUGCUUGUUGGUAUGUCUAGACAGUAUUUCUGAAGUGUGGCCACCAGUCAGCCAGGGGUCACAACAGCAAAGUGUAGCAGAACUGAAGAGAGACCCUGAGUCCUUUUCCCACUGCAGCUAAGUCAGGCUCCUGCUAUUGACCUGGUGUGGUCAGACAGCAAAUGCAGAAUCUUGUCAGUGUACCUCCUCUCUCUCUGGUCCAGAGACAUGCAUUAUUUCCCUUUAAAAUGGGUCUGAUUGGUAGUUCAAUGAGCAUGCACCUGCAAAAAUUAAUGUGUAAAAAAAGUGUAGACUUAGAAACUGUAUAGUCCUUUGCUUUUCUAAAAAUUUCAUGGUGGUGUAGUUUAUGCUAGUGUACUAAUAUUGUACUUUUUUGAUGUGCACUUUGUGUAAAUCCACUGCUACUGCUAUUUCUUUCCUUUGUGCAUUUUGUGUAUUUUUAAAUAAAAUCUAUUAAAUGGAAAAUAACACUUCAA
This is a messenger RNA of Lepisosteus oculatus (spotted gar), 4409 nucleotides long. It is a transcript of the gene cxadr, whose product is annotated as CXADR Ig-like cell adhesion molecule. Gene Ontology annotation, cellular component: basolateral plasma membrane; bicellular tight junction; intercalated disc. The record is from RefSeq and is a predicted model, not a curated record. NCBI's taxonomy places the organism in Eukaryota, Metazoa, Chordata, Actinopteri, Semionotiformes, Lepisosteidae. Gene Ontology annotation, biological process: homotypic cell-cell adhesion. Gene Ontology annotation, molecular function: cell adhesion molecule binding.